This is a messenger RNA of Paramecium pentaurelia, 2463 nucleotides long. The record is from the annotation of a GenBank genome assembly. Lineage: Eukaryota; Ciliophora; Oligohymenophorea; Peniculida; Parameciidae.
AUGAGACCUAAAGAAUCAGAUGUAUAUAAAAGAAUUCGAUUGUUGGGAUAAGGAUCCUUUGGAAAGGCCUACUUAUGUGAGUCUUUGAAAGAUCAUUCUCUUUGUGUAAUUAAACAAAUGGAUAUGAGAUAUUUAAGUGAAGAAGAAAAAAAAGUAAAGAGAAUUUUAAAAUGUUUAGGAAACCUAUUAAGAGUUUAGAAUCAUGGCUUAACUGAAGCAUCCAAACAUAAUCAACUUUAGAGAAGUUUACAAAACUGUAAAAGGUAAAUUAUGUAUAGUAAUGGAUUAUGCUGAGGGUAUAAAUAAUAAUUAAUUGAUUCAAAAUAGGAGGUGAUUUAGCACAAUUGAUUAAAAGUCAUGAAGGUUAUAUUCCAGAAUCUAGAAUCUUAGAUUGGUUUACUUAAAUGUGUUUAGCAAUUAAACAUUGUCAUGAUCGUAAAGUUAUUCAUAGAGAUAUUAAAACAUAAAAUAUGUUCCUUACAAAGGAUAAUAGAAUUAGAUUAGGAGAUUUUGGUAUUGCAAGAUUAUUGGAUAACACUCGUGAUAAAGCACAUACAAUGGUUGGUACACCAUAUUAUUUAGCUCCUGAAUUGUUAGAAAAUAAACCUUAUAGUUUUAAAGGUGAUGUGUGGUCAUUGGGAGUGAUAUUAUAUGAAGUAUAUAAAGAGAAUUAUAUCUUAGAUGUGUGCUAAAACACCUCCAUUUAAUGCAGAUUCAUUAGCAUCAUUAGCUUUAAAAAUAGUUCGUGGAUAAUAUUAAGCUAUCUCGAAUAAUUAUUCAUCUCAAUUAAGAACGUAAAUCUACAUUCAUAAUUAAACAAAGGUAGCCUUGUGAAUUAACUUCUGACAGUGAAUCCUGAAAAAAGACCAGAUGUACAUUAAAUAUUAAAAAUGCCAAUUAUUACAAAUAGAAUAAAGAAUUUUCUAUCUGAAACUAUGAAGAGAAGUGAGUUUGAUCAUACAAUAUUACAUAAUCAAUAGAUUCAAUUAAGUGAUACUACUAUUCCAUUAAUAGAUGAUUAAGAUGCAAAAGUAGAUUAAACAGAAUAAACUCCAUAAAAUAGAAAUUAAAUAUAAUAAUAAUUACCAGGUAUCAAAAGUCCACCUAUUGGAUAAUCAAAAUAAAGAAAGAAUAGUGACCUAAGAAAAUUACCAGAAAUUAAACUUCCUAAACCUGAAAGGCCUCCUAUUUCAAGACAAUAAACAAGUCGAUAAUAAUUACAUUAAUUGCCUAGUCAACGUAUAUAACCAUCAACACCAGAUUUAGGAAUUGCACAUAAAUAUAAGAAUUCUCGAUUUAUAACUAAAGAAAGUCCUGAUUCUUUUUAAGGUUCUGAUCAAAUAUUAGAAGAAAUAACUAAAAAUAGUGAAUAAGGAAGUCCUAAGUUUUUUUAGAAUGUUAAAGAUAAACCUCAUAUUAAAAAUAUUAAAGGAUUAUCUAAAUUAGAUUAGAUAUAAAAAAUUAAAUUAGGAUAAAAAUCUGAAGAUGAUGCUAAAAAACCUGUUUAUAGAGUUCAUGCCUAACCAAAAUUAUUAGAAUAAUUCAUUAAGAAAUAGAGAGAUAGAAAGAUAUCCGAAGAAAUAACAUCAACUUAAUAAAAAUAAGAAAUAUAUUAAUAAUAAUAAUAAUAAUAAUAAUAAUAAUAAUAAUAAUAAUAACUUGAAAAAAUAUCAGAAACACCAGAAUAAAAAUUAUUAGAUAAAACUACUAUUAGUGAUUUUUAAACAUCAGAAGAAUAAUAAUAAAUUUAAAAUAAUUAGCAAACUGUUGAAACUGCUGCUUUUGACUUAUAACCUUAAUUCUAGUUUUAAGUAUUUGAUGUCACUUAGAAAAAACCUACUAAAUCAAAUAAACCAUUAACUUCAAAAACAGAUGAAGAAAAAAAUAAAAAAAAAAUAUAUAAAAUUAUAUACAAAGAUCCAUUUUAAAAAAAAAAUUAAAUCAUUAAAAAAAAAAAUAGUGAAGAAGACAUGAAAGAGAUGAUAAAUGAAUUAAAAAACGUACUUGUAAUAAUUAAUAUUUUCUAUAUCUUAGUCAGAAGAACCUAAAAAAAUAGAGGAAUUACCAUUAUAAGGAUAAAAUGAUUCUGAAGGUUCUAGAAUAUAUUCAGAAGAUUCAAGUGAAGAUUUUAGAGAAAAUACUGAUACCUUACCUCCUAAAACCUAAAUUAAUACUUGGAUGUAAGGUAGAUCAUAAUAAAUACAAAAUAUAAAUACUUCAAAAUCAUAACCAGAAUUAUAAGGAUCAAACAAAAGUAGUUAAAAAAAUUUGAAAGAUUAAUUGAUAACAAAAUUAGGAUAACAUUUUGAAUAAUUAUAUAAAUUAGCAAAAUUAUGUUCCCAUUAAGAAGAUUUGGGAAAGUAACAUAUAAAGAUGGCUAUAUUGGAUAAUCUAGAUUUGGAUGAAAAUAAAGCUGAAGCAUGUGCUACAUUGUUAGUGACAUUAGCAACUAUUGGUUACUGA